This is a messenger RNA of Prorocentrum cordatum, 1293 nucleotides long. The record is from the annotation of a GenBank genome assembly. Lineage: Eukaryota; Dinophyceae; Prorocentrales; Prorocentraceae.
AGAAAAUUUCGUGGUAGAACUAUAGAAAUGCCGGGACGGUCGGUCCCUGCUCAAUUUUGGGCACCAUCUUGGCAUCAGUGACCGCUCUUUGCUGUUUUGGAGGGUCGAUGCACCGCUCAUCGGGUCACGAGGACACUACGCAAGCUGCGUGGCACUAUUGCGCGCAAUAGUUUCACACGUGGUGAGCCAGCUUGCUUUCCGACGUGGUGCUUUGUACAUCGUCUCGAUGCGUAUAGUCAUACCUUUCGCAGCCAUGCGUGCGACAUGCGCGCACUGCAGUGGGUUCCAGCUUUGGGUCUUGUAGGGUUGUUUCUGCUCCACAUGCAUUUUCGGCUCAACUGUUGUUCCAGGCUGGUUGUUUGUCAGGCACACACUCUGGCCAUGGAUGUCCGCUUUAUCGAAGAAUGGCAAGCAUUUGGGCCCGUUACCUCGCUGAGCUCCUCGGGACAUACAUUUUGGUGAUCGUCGUAGCCUGCCUCGACAUUGUUGGUGAGGCCUCUGAUAUAUUCAGUGCUCAGGCACACUUUUCUCAGGUACCUCUUUAUGCCGCUGGUGCAGUGACGGCCUUGACGUAUUCACUCUACAAUGUUUCUGGCGCUCAUCUGAACCCCGCGGUCUCCGUUGCCUUCGGCGUCGCUGGCGAAAUGACCUGGAAGAUGGUCGGAAUUUAUGUGGCCUUGCAGUCGCUGGCGGCCAUGCUUGGUACCUUCACAUUCGCGGUCGCCUUCCAGGUCACGCUGCAGAACAAUAAAAGUGGCGAGUACGACUGGGCGCGGGCGGGGCUCACCGAGGUGUUAUUCAGCACGAUGUUCUGUUUCGUAUUCCUGAAUGUUGUCAGGGCAAAAAAGAACAAGGACAGCCAGCACUACGGCCUCGCGAUCGGCCUCGCCCUCCUGGCGGCCACGUGCGCGGGUGGUCACAUCAACGACAGUGUGCUCAACCCUGCCGUACAUUUAGGCAGGGCGUGAGGCGGUUGGCAUGCAGCAUGCCGUCCUCAGCAAAAUGACAGAGGCCCGAACAAAGAUGAUGGAGACGCCGAUGGCGAUUGUGCAGGCUGCAGGUUUACAACCCAGCGCAGAACAUGAUUACGACCGUUGAACCAGAGGCUGGGCGACCGCUGGAAUGUACUGGCGCAGCGGAAGCUCCGCUGGCGUUGUCUUCGUCCUGCUUGACUUGAUCGGGGCGGUUAUCGCGGCCGUUGUCUUCCAGGCGUGCCAGAGUGGUGAGCAGGCCCCUGCCGCGGCUUGCCGCGCGUUGGCGGAGGGCGUGGGCGCGUUCUACCUCGUGCUGGUC